AUGACAGCGGGCCAGACACGACAAGCUGCUGCUGGCGCCCCUUUAUCAUUGGCCCCGCCCGGCGUCCCCGCGCGACUCGCAGCCAAGCGGCUGACGGUGGCAGCCGUGGGCGCGAGCAUCACCGCGGGCGCGGGCGCGUUUGAUGACGUACGGGACGCCUGGGUCGACCGCCUCCAAACGUGGCUGUAUGACACUUAUGGAGCGAAGCACGGCGUCAACGUGACCGUCAAUAACGGCGCGGUGCCAGGCACCACCAGCAUGUACAUGUGCGCGUGCUUCAGGCGCCACGUCCCGCAGGAUGCUGACGUCAUCUUCCUCGAGUACGCGGUCAAUGACGAGCACCGCAAGGAGCCGCUCUUCCACAACAGCGCGAGGAAGUCGUUCGAGCGCCUGAUCCGGAAGCUCCUGCAGAUGCCCAGCCGCCCCGCCGUCGUGCUGCUCAACACUUACGCCUGGUUCAACACGGACCCGUACGAGGCGAGCGCCCACCCUGCGCCUUGCAGCCGCGCUCGCUGCCUUUGCCUGCCUUCCACCGUGUGA
This is a messenger RNA of Monoraphidium neglectum, 540 nucleotides long. RefSeq lists its product as hypothetical. The record is from RefSeq and is a predicted model, not a curated record. NCBI's taxonomy places the organism in Eukaryota, Viridiplantae, Chlorophyta, Chlorophyceae, Sphaeropleales, Selenastraceae. The coding region runs from base 1 to 540 and encodes 179 amino acids. The transcript is spliced from 3 exons.